Messenger RNA from Acanthoscelides obtectus, 6347 nucleotides. NCBI's taxonomy places the organism in Eukaryota, Metazoa, Arthropoda, Insecta, Coleoptera, Chrysomelidae. The record is from the annotation of a GenBank genome assembly.
GCACCGACUACGCUUAGAAUUUAUUUUGCAGCCGCACUUCGCGCUUUCACUGUGAAUUGCUUUUAGCUUUGUGUGUUAUCGGUGAUUAUACAAACUUGUACUGUCAGAAAAUCUGUGAUUAUGGGUGGAUUAUUCAGUUCUGAUGCAAAACAGCCUCAUGUUGAUAAUAAUGCAAGGUCGGUGUUUCAAUCAAUUCACACUGAAAUAUCUGCAAGCAGCAAUGACACAGGCCGAAGAUAUGAAUCAGCAUCAGUAAUAAGACCUAGCACAAUUUCAUAUACUUACGAAAAGCCAAUUCCUCAAAUAACAUAUGAAACAUUGUGCAAUGAAUUCAAUAGUUUUUCAAUUCGCCCAUCAUAUAUUAAAAAAGUACAAUUAAACGAAGCCUUUAUCAAAAGCUUAAGUGAUAAUGUUGGCAUAACUGACUGGGGAAUAUGCGAAAACAACUUCAACUGGAGACUGAGAGGGACUGCUCUGGGUCAUAGAUUCGGACAAGGUGUCUCCUUUACGAACAUAUCAAACUAUGCAACGCAUUAUGGUGAUUUGAAACAUCCGAGAAAAGCGAUGAUAUUGGCCCAGGUCCUUGUUAGGCAUACAUGUAUUGGUUACGGAGGAAUGGUGAUUCCCGAUGAACCCUUUGACACUGCAACCAAUGACAAAGGACAGGUAUUCGUUAAGUUUGAAGAUAACGAAUUUUAUCCAAGCUACGUGAUAUACAGGGUGGCCCAUAAGUCCUUUGAGCUGGAAAAAAAGGAAUAAAACCAAACUAGUUACAUUAUGAAGAAUUAUUAUAUUUUAUUAUCAUCUUUAUUGAAUGGGAAUUAUGUUUUAAAAAUCACAUCAUCUAAAUGCAAUCCAUUACGAUCACGGCACUUAUAUAAACGACGUCUAAAAUUCUCGAUGACUGCGCGGCAAGUCAACACUGUAAUGCUUGCCAUUUCUCUUCGGAUAUUUUCUUUCAGGACAUCAACUGAUCGCGGAGUGGUGUCGUACACUUUACUCUUGAGGUAGCCCCAUAAAAAGAAGUCCAUUGGGGUCAAAUCUGGACUACGUGGUGGCCAGGAAAUGUCUCCUCUUCGAGAAAUUACUUUGCUGGGAAAAAGUUGACAGACACGGGCAUAGAGGUGUUGGAGGUGUGGGCAGUUGCUCCGUCCUGUUGAAACCAGGUCUGCGUAUUAUAGCCUGGAAAAUUCUGCAACGCUGGUGUCAAAAACUCUUCUAUCAUUGCUACAUACCGCUCCGAAGUAACAGUUAAUGCGCGACCUCUGUCGUCCUCAAAAAAAUAAGGGCCUACGAUGCCAUGCGCUGACAUAGCAGCCCAAACUGUAACUUUAGGGCUGUGUAAGGGCUUCUGAUGCUUACGCCUUGGAUUUUCGGGGCUCCAAUAACGGCAAUUUUGUUUAUUUACAUGCCCGUUUAAAUGGAAGUGAGCCUCGUCCGAGAACAGCGAAGAAAAUCGAUUCAACAUUUGAUUCGCAAAGUUUAGUCUCUGAAUAGCGUCAUUAUCUUUUAAUUCCUGCACUAACUGAAUUUUGUAAGCGUGCAGACGUAAAUCUUUCCUUAAAAUCCGCUGUAAAGAUGUUCUGGGUACGUUUAGUGCACUGGAACGCUUACGAGUAGACUGGGUAGGAUUUUGACGAACAGACUGUGCCACAAUGUUGAUGUUUUCUUCAAUACGAGUUGUCCUUGGUCGACCCCACCGCUGUUUAUCUAACGUCGAACCAGUCUCUUCGAACUUAGCAACCCAGUUCUUAAUCGUUUGAGCUGUUGGACACUUUGUAAAAUUGUGUAAAUUGUGGUAUUCUCGAUAUUUACGCCGCGCAAUGGUUGCCGAAUCAUUAUUUUGAUAAAAUGCGCGCACACAAAAAGCACGAUCAGCUCCAGUGAAACACUCCAUGGCGACUGAAUUCCCAGACACUGAAGAUACUGCCCACACCUCGCCCGCGCCGCUCACGCUCACCCGUAAAAUUUUAUUCAAAUUUGAAAUUUCAAAGGACUUAUGGACCACCCUGUAUUACAGUGGAUUUGAUAUGAUACGGAAACGAUAACUACCUUAUUACACUAGUUUGUAAAUUCAAUAAGUACUUUAUAAUCCAGUCAUAUUGGGGGUUCACCUCGGAAUGAGAGAUAAUAAGCUGUAAACUCAUAGAAACUUUUAUUUUGUCAUUAUAAAAGUGGUUUGAAAGAUCUUAGAAGGCAGAAGUUCUAGCUUCUUAUGGGUUUAAUCUUAUUUGCAUUUAUUAAGAAUAUGGUGGAGAAUAAGAUUUAUUUAUUUAUUUUCAGAACAAUGCAAGAUCAACCGUUAGUCGUUAAAAAAUAGAUAGUUAUGCAUAAUUAGCAUUUUUUUGUCAAUUACUGUAUUACAUUUAUAUACGACAUAUAGAUUUUGCACAAAUAAGAUGUAUAAUACAUAUAUGUACACCAGUCUAAAGAUAAUCGAGAUAUUAGGCUCCGCAAAAUCAAUCAAACUCAAAGCAAACUUAAUCCGAUUAUGUAUCAUGAUCAGAUAAAAAGAGAGAAGCCACGUUCGUUAGGACUCAACUCAGACGCCGGCAGCGUAGGUAAACAAAACAUUUAUUUACCAAUAGGUUCGAAAAAACAAAAUGAAACACCCUUACAACAUUAUAGAACUUGUCGACGUAUUUUAAUUUAUGGUGAGCGUCUUCAAAUGCUAUUUUCCCAAAUCGGCUGGACGGUUUACGAUACCUAGACUUUCUACGUAACAUUUUACCAACGGCAGCAACUUCGAAAAGUACUUAUAAGUAACAGAGCCGUGCUUAAAAUUUAUCCGCAAAUGAACGGUGAAUACUUUUUCAUUUAUUUUUUUUUUUACUUUGUAGCUAAUAUUCCACCACACAUUAGCUCUGUUAUUUCAAGUGUAGUUGUUUCUGAAAAGGCAAGAUCCUAUUGCAGGACACCCUGUAUAAAAUCUAUUAUAAAAAUUCGCAGAACCCAAAUGAAGAAUUGUGCCACCAACAAACUCAUAUGUUAUACAGACCCCAUAGUGGUACAUAUUUACGGUAUAGCUUUGCAAAAAAUCGAGGGACUACUGGGGGAUUCUGUAUCUUCUCAAAACUGAAAAAAAUUGUAGAACCCAAACAAAUUGUUUGAACAAAAAAGUUAUAUCCUGUAGAGGUCCAGUAGUAUUACAUAUCUACCACAUAAUCCUCUGAUUUUUUUGAAGAGCUAUACCCCAUAUAAAUAUGUACUUCUAUGGUGUCUCUACAACAUAUAUGACUUUGUUGGUGACAUAACUCUUCGUUUGAAUUCUGGGAAUGUUUUUCGAUUUUGGGUAGUCAACCCUUUUAGGCACAGAAUCACACUGUAGUCGCCUGAAUAACGCUUGACCUUGCAUUAUGCUGUAAAUAGCUAAUCGCUGCGCGCUCUUCGCCCUCUUUCUCAAAAACGGUUAAUUCCAUGGAAAAAUGUUUGACGUUGUAGAGAAUAAUAACAUUCUCUACACGAGAGAGAGAUUUUAUGAGACUUCCGCGACAACUUUUAGAAUAUCAAAAUAAAGGUUUCUACAGCUUUACAUCUUAUUACCUCUCAUUCGGAGGUUGACCCUUUUUUAAGGUUUAUAUAAUUGGACUAUUAUUAUAUUGUAAUAAGAAGACUGAAAAUGAAAAAUUGUAGUUGUAGAAUUACUUCCAGUGUGUUGAUAAGAGCUGAUAUGAUUGUCACUUAAUGGGAUCUUGGAAACGGUAAAAAAAUGGCGUCAAUCAGAUUAACUCUGUACUCCCCACGUAAUUCUGUCAUCCAUUAGAUUAUGUUCGGUUUAUCCUUUCCCUAGACGUUUUCGUUUGUUGUAUAUUUAUGUGUAAACAUUACGUGAUAUGGAUAUAUAUAUAACUGUGUGUGUGGAUAUGUAUGUAUAUACGAGUAUAUUCUGGUUUCCUAAUAUCUAUUAAUCAUAUUCAUAGUUUCUUUUCUCUCUACUUCUCUUUUUGUGUUUUUUUUUCACUUUAUGGUACCACAGACUGUAAAUUAAACCACUGUACUAUGUAUUGCUCUCGAAAUGGUACCAGUACUGUUGGGCAAUAAAUGCUUUAUUAUUAUUAUCCUCAAACAACUCAAUCUCAUAUGAAAUAUGAUUACAAAAACAUCGAACAAAGCUAUUGCAUGUAAGAUAUACAGUCAGUCUAAUCGGUAUAGAUUUCUACAGAAUGAAUAUACUAUUCAUAUCCUCUUGAUACAUAUUUGUAUAUGUAAGGUGAAAAAAUGUAAUACGAAACAAUAACGAUCAAUAAAAACCUAACAAUACAUAUGAAUGAGUGAAUGAAUAACUAUGAAUUCCAUCUUUAUGUACUCAAGAGCAAGUUCGUACGUUCCAAUACUCCUAUUGAAUUUUUUAACAAUAAUUUCUUAACUUCUUUUUUAAAUGAAAUAUAAUUACUACUUUGUUAAAUGUUAACUGGUAAUUUGUUGAAUAAUAUGACGCAGUUGUAAUUUGGAUGAUAUUUGAAAUAAGUGAUAGUAUGUUUCUCAACUAUUUUCAAAUUUUGAUUUCCUGUGUGGUACUCGUGAUAAACAUUGCUAUUUGAAAAUGAACUAUUAUAAUUCUUUGCGCAUUUCAAAAUGUAAGUGCAAAACACAUUAAUAAUUUCCCUUGAGUUAAAAAUUUCUUUGCAGCAGUAGUUUCUCUGCAAGUGGCUUCAUUCCAAAAAUUAUUCUGAUGAUUCUUUUUUGGGCGACAAAUAAUCUCUCAAUUUCACACGAUUUACCCAUACCAUAAUGUUGUAAGACAUGUGGCUACAGGCCAGUGCAUAACACAUGUACACUAGGACUUUUUCGUUUAGAAAAUAUUGUCCCUAGAGUAUAGCAGAAUGCGCUUUACUUAAAUUUUUACAAACAUGAUUAAUAUGUUCCUGAAAAUUUAGUCUGCUAUCAAAAUAUGUGCCGUAUAACUUACAAGAGUCAGAUAAAGUAAGGUUAUAUAUAUCCAGUUUUAUAUUAAUUAUGCCAUACAAACAUAAUUAUAUGCCCUUUAGACAUAUGACUGGACAAAAUCACUUUCAUAUGAGUUGGAUAGCAGUGGUCCCAAUACAUAUCCCUAAGGGACACUAACAGGAUACAUAUGCGAUACUGUACUUCCGAAGUUCACUUAGUUUUCUGUCCACCAUUUAGGAGCACAGCCGAUUCAAAAAGAAACCUCUUACACCCACAAUAUAAAUUUUUACCUCCAUAUAUUUUCAUCUAGAUUGUUAAAAGCGUCAGACAGAUCGAAAAGCAAAGACAUUACAUAUACGAAAUUAUCAAAUUUGUUCUAGUAAGUGACAACUAACAGUUUCAACAUAUCUUUCGGCUCUAAACCCUUGUUCAGAUGUAUUUAGGAUAUCAGAUUAUUCAGCAAAAUUAUGUUUAAAUAUGUUACUUAAUACCUUUUUUUAUUAAUACUAGAAAUUUUAUAGCGCAUAACUAUAAAAUAAGGUUGUGGUGGCAAUAUAGACGGAAAAGGAAAUAAAUAACCGAUACUUCACUGACAUGCAUAUUCCCUAUUCAUGGAAGUAUGCAAGAGCGCGUAACAGCUGCGUUAUGGAUCCGCUUGGGCAAUGCGAAAUUUCUCUUAGGGAAGUUAAAGUACGCGCAUAGUACCGUUAGUCAAUACGUUUACUCAUUUCGUACGCCAUUGUGACAACCGACAAAAAGAGUGAAAUGGACUAUAGGCGCCUAGUUCUUUCGAAAUGAAUUUUUAGUUGCACCAUUACAAUAUUCAUAAAUAUCGGAGAGCUUUCUCGAAACCCCUUUUUGAGCAACAAAUGCGGCCCAGCAUUCACUCAUCCUAAGGGGAGGAAGAAGUCCUAAAAAUUGCAAUGCGUCUCAAUAAAAAAAGGUAAAUAUGUAUUGUAGAUUAUACGGAUGUGUGACUUUACCGGAAUUACACCGACCUCGUAUCGUUACCGUUUCCGAGAUACUAUUUAUGACAAGUGGCUGCCUAGUACCUAAUCACGAUUUGUGUAUUAUGUCAACAUGAAGUGUAAUUUCUGAUACAGUGAAUUAUCGCGCACUAUCAUAAAAUAUCAUUUAGUUAUAGUUGAAUAGUCUGGUUUUAUAUGUAUUUUCCGUUCCUGUUAUUAUAGCAAAAAUCCAUUACUCUAUCAAUGUAUCCCAUAAAUAUAUUAAAUGUAACUUGUGUAGUAUAUUACUCAUACCAAUAUCAAUAAAUAUGAUGAAAAUUCCAGCCUUCAUUUGGAUCCAAUUAUGCAUAUAUUUCAACUAGAUACACCUAUCGUGACUUAGUUGCUUAUUUAUACAUAAUUCACAUUAACAAAAUAAGAUUCCACAAAGCAUAUAAUAUGACUCCAUUGUCUGGCCGCUAAAUCAAACCACGAAUGUUUGAAUUACUUUUU